GUAGGGGGUAGGAUGAGCCCACUGUUGCAGGAGGGUGGUUGGGGCUCGCAACCGACUAGGAGGAGGAGGACUUGGGGGGUGACAUGGCAAAUGUCACGGAGGCAGUCGAUGGCGUUGAGGUUGCUGGUGAGGGCACUUCUUCGGUGGGCGGCAUCAACAUUCGCCACGAUCCCACAACGCCAUCCACAUCGAGAUCGGCGCAGAGGUUAGUGCAAGUGAAGGAGGGUGGGGAAUCUGGGGAUGAGGAUGAGGACGAUGACGACAAUGAGGACAACAUCCCUGGCGAGGAGUGGGUGGACGAGAGAUCGAACUCGGACAGAUCGUGGACGAGGAGAGAGGACUCGGACAAAUCGUGGACGAGGAGAGAGGACAUCGUCCCCUAUGUUGCAGGCACACGAUCUGGACUGAGGUCCUUGACUCGGGCGCGGCCAGAGGAGCAACAGAGGGAGGAUCCAGUGAGAGAGGAGAAGAAUGUGGAGGAUGGGCAGCAGAGGGAGGAGCAGCAGGUGGAGGCCGACCAGCGGGAGCUGCACCACGAGGAUGAGCGGCCUGCAGAGGAGCAGCAGGAGCAGCGACACCGUCACACCAGCAGGAGGAGCAGCAGAUGGAGGGGGGUGAGGACCAGCAGCAGCACAGGGACGAGAAGCAGCAGCAACAGGAGAGGGGUGAGGAGCAGCACCAGGAGAGGGAUAAGGAGCAGCAACGUCAUCAAGGGGAUGAGGAGCAGCAGCAGCAUGACAGUAAUUAGGAGCAGCAACAACAUGAGAGGGAGGAAGUAGCAACAUGAGAGGGAGGAUCCUGAAAACCAACAGCAGACAGCAGUGCAGUCGGACAGAGCUGCACACAAGGAGGGUGAGGCAGAGGGCGAGCAGGGUCGCAGCAAGGUGCGAGGAUUUCACGGUUCCAGUCAGCAGUUGCCUCUCGUUGGGCGGCAUGGAGCACAACCCGACCGCGUAUGGGAUCUG
This is a messenger RNA of Chara braunii, 965 nucleotides long. The record is from the annotation of a GenBank genome assembly. Lineage: Eukaryota; Viridiplantae; Streptophyta; Charophyceae; Charales; Characeae.